Messenger RNA from Anthostomella pinea, 1296 nucleotides. The record is from the annotation of a GenBank genome assembly. NCBI's taxonomy places the organism in Eukaryota, Fungi, Ascomycota, Sordariomycetes, Xylariales, Xylariaceae.
AUGGGUCAAACCUACUACUACUACUACGAAGUCAAUGGGUCUACAGAGACACAUGAUCCCUCACUACCUACCACAAACGUCUGCCCUUACCUCCCCGGUCAGACUGUCAACACUCUCGAGGUGCCUUCUGAGCAUCAGUUGCGAUACAGGAGUGCCUCGAUGAACUCUCUGCGUGCCACCGACUUCAACACGAUGGACCCAAACGCCAAAUUCACGACUCCCCGACCAGCCCCUAGCGUCCCAGAACAGCCUGGAGCCCGUGUCAAAUCGUCGCCAUCAAUCGCACCUAAACGAUGUGCUCGCUCCUUGUCACCUGCACCUAGAUGGUCCGGGGCUGCUCGACGCUUAUUUGGCCUAAGGCCCCAUGGCCGGGAGACCGACCGCGGCAGGAGGCUUGUCGAGAGCGAAAGCGAAAGCGAAAGCGAAAGCGACAGCCUGUCUAUCCAAGACAACAACCAGUUCAGCGGAACGCGAAGCACAACCCCAUCCGAAGGUGUGCGGUCCCGUGAUAUGUCACCAGAAUCUCUCAGGAGAUUUCUGUCUGAUGAUAAACCGAUGACACCGCCCGCACUUGAAUCCGGCCCAACAUUGAGGAUACCGGAAGAUAUUGUGGAAGACAUGGAGGAUGAUGAGAACUUCGCAACGUCGGCGGCAUCUGAGAGCGCGCCAUUUACAACAUUGUCGCCUCCACCUUUUCUGCGAAGCCAUUCCGCAUCCUCAGUAACAUCCUCAAUAAAGGAAGCUAAGGGCGAGCCAGCAAUCACUCUCGUGCCAGAAGCCCUCCCUCUGGGCAAUGAUACCAUCUCGAACCCCACUGAGACACGACUUGCACCGCCCAGCUUCAAGUUGAAUAUUCCACGAUCGCACUUUUCCACCUCGACAACAUCAUCCACCAUGGUGUCUCCUACGUCUUUCCAGUCGGCCGAGUCACGUGAUCUCAGUCAGUUGUCCUUCUUCGACGACUCGGAAGAGGACGAGGACUUUCAUUCCAACGAAGACGACUCCUAUGAUGUGCACCGAACCCGUCGAAGCGCCGACGAGGCCAAUGGUGGCUCCCUACACGUCCCGUUCACUGGUUACAGCCUUCCGCAGGCUACCACCGAGAGCACACAACUCAAAUCGGGCCCAGUGGCAUCGACCUCGCUUGGAUCACCAGCAUUCGUUGCCAGGACCGAGAAUGGGCUGCCUGCCGGCAACACCAGCCUAUUCAACCUCCCCAAUAUCGACACCGGCCUGGACGACCUGGCCAGCGACCUGAGAUGGAUGUCCGAUAUCAUCCGCCCCAAGGACAUAUAG